Messenger RNA from Ziziphus jujuba (common jujube), 4200 nucleotides. RefSeq lists its product as uncharacterized. Lineage: Eukaryota; Viridiplantae; Streptophyta; Magnoliopsida; Rosales; Rhamnaceae. The transcript is spliced from 5 exons. The record is from RefSeq and is a predicted model, not a curated record. The coding region runs from base 1502 to 3700 and encodes 732 amino acids.
GUUCCUUGUCAGAUCUCCCCUGUGCCUCUUUUCUAUUGGAGAUUGUGCUCUCUAUGUUGGCUCUAGGGUUCCCUUAUAGGUGCACAGCAGUGUUAUCGGAUGCCUUGGAAAAGGUGGAUUUUGAAAUUGGAAGGCUCUCCUUCUGAUGUUUACUGAGAGAGAAGUCAGCCUUUUCGAGCGCAGGUUCCAACAGAGAGCUAGGGUUAGGGUGGCUAUUCAUGAUUUCCCUAUUCCUUGCACAGCGGCUUUUGUUUGAUUGAUCACAUGGAUCAUGAGGCAAUGCCCUGGUGGCCAAGUUUGCUGGUUUGGCCUGAGGUCCGGUGAAGGGAAUGUUGUGGUCGAGAUUUGUAGGGGGUUCUCCACCGAAGGUUAGGAUAUGGGCUUCCUCGUCGAUCCGUAAUUCCUCAUUUGAAUGAGAGUCGUAGAAGUCCUGUCGAAAGGUUUCAAAUCGAUGUAAAUGGUGUCCUACCCGCAUAAUUGAACAGGACCCUUUUCAGCGCGUAACCAAACCCCGAACUUGUCACCAUCCGAGAUCUUCUUCUUCGAUGGUGGGUCGGCGAUUUUGCAAGAUUUCUUAAGAUGUCCUAUUAGCCCACAGUGAUAACAAAAAUCCCCCAGUUUUUCAUAAUAGAAUUGGAUCCAAGUUUUCCUUCCUUCCAAGUUCUGGAAGAAACCGAUGGGGAAGAGGCUUGGUAAUUUCAACCUCAGCUUGAAUCCGCAUGAAAGUCAUCCCUAGUCCGCUCUUCCUCAAGGUAUCUUCAUAACUCACGACCUCUUUGAAAAAACUUCCAAUUUUGAGAGCAUUUGAUUUGGUCAUGAAUUUUAAAGGUAGCCCGUGUAUCUGGAUCCAAAAAGUGGAGUGGGAGAAGUCGAAAUCUUGCAGGGACAUCCGUGGAUCCCAUUCUUUUAAAGAAAGGUUUUUCAGAGAAAAUCUUUCCAACCAUCAUCAGAUGAGAUCUCCGUGUUGCUUCCGCUAGGUCUGGUGUGAGAUCCAGUCGUGGAUAAUUGCUCAAAUCAUCAGGUUGAGUUCUGAAGACAGUGCUGUAGGUGUAGCUUCUACCCAUUGUUAGAAAUACUCUCACAUGGAGAAAAACUCAAGUUGGAACAUGGCCUGUUUUGCCCCAUAAUAGCUCCUUUGUUGGUAUGCUUACAUUCCCUUAUCUUAGAUAUGUUAUUCACCAAAAUAUAUAUAUAUACAUAUAUAUAUAUAUAUAUAUAUAUCAGUUCGAUAUGUUUGUUAGCAGUUAAUUUUAAUAGUCAAAAACAAAAAACAGAAGUAAAAAAUUAAUAUUUCAUGAUGAGAUAAUAAUAGCAAGCAAAUACAAUUACAGUUUUUAACUAAUUAAUAAUAUUUUUUUGAUUUAAAAAAAAAAAAAAAGGCAUUGGUUAAAAUGCAAUUAGAACAAAUUGAGGGUGUGAAAAUGAAAUUUUUCUAUGAAAAUAAAAAAGAGAAAGAAUGGGCGGUGCGGUGUUGUGUUGAUUAGUAGUGUGCAUCUGGUGCAUGUUUGACAAACAAUCGGGGAACGGGGGGAGGGCGAGUAAACGGUAUACUAAAGAGAGUAAAGGGCGGUGGGAGAUGGAGGAUGAGAUGGAUUCACUGUUUGAGGGGAUGGUGCUCUUCGAUCCUAGUAAUAAUUCUCAAUUUCAAUUUCAAUCUCAAGAUGAUAGCGAUCAAGCAGAUGAUUCUCCAACUCCAACAGCAACAGCACCAGCAUCACCAGCAGACGCAUUGGCACAGCCACAGGCCCAACCCCAACCCCAACCCCUGGACGAGAACCUCUUCUCUGACCUCACUCUUGCCUCUCCCCUCCAAUUCCACACAACAGAAACCACCCCUCCUUCCAACUCCGUCUCCAGACAGAUUUCCAGAAAGAAGAAGAGGGCUGCUGGGUUGAGGAUCGGAUAUGCCAGAGAUGCUGAUAUCGAUGCAUAUGCCUAUUCUCGCCCUCUCGAUGCGGAGGAGCCUCAGCCCCACACCACUCCCACUCCCACUCCCACCGUUGAAUCAGAUUCUACUCAUGCCAACGGACACAAGGCCGAUGGUGCUGGUUGUCGCCUGGAGCAGAUCAAGUCUCUGAUCUCUGACAAACUCCACCGUGCUCGUCAAUCGGUCUCCUCUGUCUCCUCCGCCAGGAAGGAUUUCAUUGCCGCCAGAAGAAAAGCUGCCCACAACCUCCACCUCGCUUCGGUCGCCUAUGCCGACCUCGAGAACCAACUCAACGACGCUUGCGACGCCGAAGAUUUCGAGGCUGCUGAACGGCUUAGCGACAGCCUUGCCGCUGCUGACAAGGACAAGCAAUCUCUUAUCGCUUUACUCAGAGAUGCCGAGUCCCACUACGACGCCGUUGAAUUCCAGAUGCAGCAGGUGCUCACCUCUCAAAUCGCUGCUGAGGAGGAAUGCACUUCUCUGCUUACUCAAUUUGCCAUGGAUGCAUCAACUGAAGCACAUAAGGUCAUAAUGACAGCAGAAGUCGUCUCUUCAAAAGAAAUGCAUAGAUGGUUCUCAUCAACCGAAUCCUUGGAGAUGAAGAAGAUGGAAUUAGAAAUUGAAUCAGAAAUCAUAAGUGAAGCCCGCAAUGUAUUGAAUAAUUCCAUUGAGCUUUCAGUUGAGAAUGACAGGAGGGAGAGAAAAUCUCUUUGUAAGAAGAAGAUUGUGCUGAUGGAUGAAUUGGAGCAACUGCUUGCCCUCGUGAAACGCAAGGAAGAGGAGAUUGCACAAAAUGAUUCUGACAUCGAAGCGGUUGACAAAAGGAUUGUUGACGUUGUCUCUGGUUUUCAGGAGAUGCAAUCUGGCAUUGAUGCCAAGUUUGCUAACCUGCAAUCUGGCCUUUCCCAGAUUGGCUUAGACAGAGAUGCUAUGUUAUCACAGAGGAAGGAAAUUGAUGAAUUCCUAACUCAGGAAGAAGAGAGAGGAGCUAAGUUGAAAGAGGUUGCCCAGGCUUCUGCAGCGGAAGCAAAAUCUUACCAGGAAGUUGCUGGACUUAGAAAGAGUCUGAUGUCAUCUGUUUCCAAGUCUAUGGAAGACAAAGUGAGGCUUGCCAAGAUUGAGGAGAAGUUUUCCGAGGAUGUCCAAAUACUCCAGUUGCAGGUUUCCACCUCUAGAGCUUCUCUACAGGAACUAUCAACAAGAAAGUCAAGCAUCCAGCAAGAUAUAUCAUCCUCCAAGCAGAGGAUAUUUUUCUUAGACAAAAGGGCACCUGAGCUGGAAGCAGAAAAGAAAGUUGCUGCUGCUGCAAGAAAUUUUAAGGAAGCUGCAAGGAUAGCUGCUGAGGCAAAGUCAUUAACGGUUGAGAAGGAUGCCAUACAAAAUGACAUGAAAAGAGCUGUAUUGGAGCUUGAGAAGCUGGAGGAAGAGAUAAAAGACACUGUCAGCAAACUGCAGGAGUAUGAGGGGCUCAUUUCGUCCAAGGAAAGAGAGGUAGCAAGGGCAAGAUUUGAGAGGUUGCUUUUGGUAGCUGGUUCUGCUGCAGCAGAAAGAGAAGCUGCCUUGCAGUUUGGUGACCAAGAUGAAGCUAACCUUCUUCACGUGGAGGCAGAAGCAGCAGAUGCAGAAGCAAAAGAAAUGCAACUAUUACAUAACUUCAAGGUGGAAGAAUUUGUAAAUCUACCAAAACACUUCAUCUCCAUGGAACUUGUAGCCAAUCUUGGGAGGAAACAGUUGGCAGAAUUGGCGGCAACUAUUAAUAUUUCUCCUGCAUGAUGACUAGGAGAACAGAGUAGGAUGCAUUUGAUGAUCAUUGAUAGAGCAUGUGGGGAAUUGUUUGGUUAGCAGAAGGAACUCCGGAUGCUUGAUGAACAUUUGAGAAGGUGGAAUUACCCCAAAGUUACUUUGCGUUAGCUGCCACCAUAGCAGUGAUUGUGUUCUCUUCUGCCAUCUCGUUUCCUCCUGUGCCAUUGCUUUGCAUACAAUGUAAGGCUAGUUCUGAUGCGUCUGAAAAUUUUGAUGCUGAUCUCUAUCCUCUCUAUUUUUCAACCUUGCCGGGUCGGCAAAUCCACAUACAAUAUUCCUUCUGCUCCUAUGCGGAUUAUGCUCGAUUAUGCUCCCUGUAUAAUAUAAUAUUCCGUACCAAGGCCAUUCUCCGUAGGAGGAAAUUAAUUUUUGUGAAUACUGUUUGCAGUGUCUUACAAUCGUUUCCGUAUUAUUGUAGUGAAUAAUGAGGAAAUAUUGCAUAGUAAUAAAUUUUUUUUCCCUUUUUUUUC